AUGGACGACUCGACAUAUGGCAUCGCCAAGUUUUUGUUUCCUCGCAUCCCUUCGCUGACAAAGACGGCCCUUGCACACUCUCUGUCGCUCUCACCAACCUCUUCGAAAUGGAAUUUGAAGACUGAGAUGACCGUUGCAUUUUUACGCGGUCUUAUGAAUGAUGGUCCUUCACCAAUCGGAAAGACUCAAGCUCAGACUUUGAAGGAUCCUGGUGCCAAGGGCAAGGUCUGGACAGCCAAAGUCACUGUCCCAGCUCCCGAGGACGAAAGCAUCCGAGAUGCGACAUUUACUGCCAUCGCAGACCUUGGAGAUGGCAACGAGACGUAUACGAAACCAGGACUCUCUGCCAUUGACGCUGAGUGGACUGGCUUCCGCCCUGGAGCUGGUGCCGAAGAGCCUCUGCCAGAUAUCUCAGAGCAGGAAAAGUACAAGAAUCUAAUGAGUGAGCCUACCAAGUCGAGCAAGACAACCAUCCUUUAUCUCCAUGGCGGCGCGUAUUACAUGUGCGGUUUUGGAACUCACAGACUGCAAGUCUCGAAACUUGCAAAGGCUUGCAAUGGAAGAGCCUUCAAUGUUGGCUACCGUCUUGCGCCGCAGGCUGCUUUCCCAUCGCAGUUGUUGGAUGCACUAAACGCGUAUCUGUAUCUGUUGUACCCACCUUCUGGCUCUUUGCAUGAACCAGUGUCAGCUAGCGACAUUGUUUUCGCCGGCGACUCAGCAGGUGGCAAUCUGGUAUUUGCACUUCUCCAACUGUUGCUGCAACUUCAUCGUACCAAGCCAUCAGGAGCAAAGGACCCUACUGUCCGUUAUCAUGGCAAAACCGUUGAAGUACCUUUUCCUGCGGGAGCAUCAGCCAACUCUGGCUGGUUUGAUAUCACCAGAUCGAUGCCUUCCUUGGUACAUAACGCAAAGUACGACUACCUUCCACCAGCAGAUCAUGAUGACGCCUUGGGACGAUUUCCGAAGGACGACGUCUGGCCAACUACACCACCAAGAGGUGAUCUGUUCUGUGAUCUCAGUAUGAUAUGUCAUCCUCUUGUAUCACCCCUUGCAGCCAAGGACUGGACCAAUGCACCACCACUCUGGAUUGAAACUGGAGAAGAACUUCUCACAGACGAAGAUCUGGUUGUGGCUGUCAGAGCAAGCACUCAAGGUGUAAAAGUUCAUUUCGAGCAAUAUGAAGCAAUGCCCCACUGCUUUGCUAUGCUCCUGCCUACACUUGCUACUAGCAAGCGAUGCAUCGACUCUUGGGGAACUUUCUGCCGUAAUUGUACAGAAGACAGUAUAGAGACGAAUGGUACCUGGAUCGCAGCGAAGACAGGACUUGAGAAAGAGGUUGACGUGACAAAAGUCACAGAAUUGACUGUUGAAGAUGCUAUCAAACGGAUGAGGGAUGCCCAAAGGAGACGUUAUGCUGGUUACGAGAAAGAGGGCAAAGCAAUGCCCAACCCGAGCUUGUAG
Aureobasidium vineae is the source of this 1461-nucleotide messenger RNA. NCBI's taxonomy places the organism in Eukaryota, Fungi, Ascomycota, Dothideomycetes, Dothideales, Saccotheciaceae. The record is from the annotation of a GenBank genome assembly.